Molecule: messenger RNA, 2634 nt
Organism: Lontra canadensis (Northern American river otter)
Lineage: Eukaryota; Metazoa; Chordata; Mammalia; Carnivora; Mustelidae
Gene: SCN4B
Product: sodium voltage-gated channel beta subunit 4
Exons: 5
Coding region: 283-969 (228 amino acids)
Biological process (GO): cardiac muscle cell action potential involved in contraction; regulation of sodium ion transmembrane transporter activity; regulation of ventricular cardiac muscle cell membrane repolarization
Cellular component (GO): membrane; voltage-gated sodium channel complex
Molecular function (GO): sodium channel regulator activity; transmembrane transporter binding
Source: RefSeq, a predicted model, not a curated record
CGCUCUCCUCUGCGCCCGCUCAGCGGUCCUCGAGCUCGUCGCCGUCCUCCUCCCCUUGCUCCUCCUUCUCCUGCCGCUGCCCUCAGCAGCAGCUCCGGGAGCCGGCUCCUCCUCUCCCUCCCUCCCCCAGCUCUUGCGCCCUCUCCGCUAACUUUCCCGAGCCCGGGCGGGCGGCGCAGAGCUGCGGGCGGCUUCGCGGCCCACUGCAGACCGCGGGCUGCGAGCCGCUGUGCCCUGUAUCUCGUCCCCGCGCCCCUGGCGCGCUCCGGAGACCACACGAAGAUGCCCGGGGCCGGGGACAGAGGCGCAGCCUGGGCGAGAUGGCUGGGCACUGGGCUUUUGGGUCUCUUCCUGCUCCCGGUGUCCUUGUCGCUGGAGGUGUCUGUGGGAAAGGCCACCACCAUCUACGCUGUCAAUGGCACAGAGAUCCUGCUACCCUGCACCUUCUCCAGCUGCUUUGGCUUUCAAGACCUCCACUUCUGGUGGUCCUACAACAUCAGUGAUACCUACAGGAUUCUCAUAGACGGGACGGUAAAGAACGAGAAGUCCGACCCCAAGGUGAAGUUCAAAAAUGACGAUCGCAUCACUCUGGAGGGUUCCACUAAGGAGAAGAUGAACAACAUUUCCAUUCUGCUGAGGAACCUGGAAUUCAGCGACACAGGCAAAUACACCUGUCAUGUGCAGAACCCCAAGGAGAAUAAUUUUCAGCACCAGGCCACCAUCUUCCUCCAAGUCGUUGAUAAACUGGAAGAAGUGGACAACACAGUGACCCUCAUCAUCCUGGGCGUCGUGGGUGGGGUCAUCGGGCUCCUCAUCCUCAUCCUGCUGGUCAAGAAGUUCAUUGCCUUCAUCAUCAAGAAGACUCAGGAGAAGAAGAAGGAGUGCCUCGUGAGUUCCUCAGGGAAUGAUAACACAGAGAAUGGGCUGCCCGGCUCUAAGGCGGAAGAGAAACCACCAACCAAAGUGUGAGCCCCCGCUGGGGGCCAAGCGGCAGCCCGGGCCUCACUUGCUGAUGACAAACUGAUGCUUGAGCCAUGUCCGUGAACCCACGUGCCUGAGACACCUGCUGCUUGGCUCCAACUGUAGUCUUCCUGGGGAGAAACUGGGGUCCUGCCCAGCCUGCCUGCUCCCUCCCAGCCAGGGCUCCCCAGGGAUGAGGGCUGGCCAGGGGAGGGGGCUUGUGGAAAGUUCAGGAAAGGAAAGGAGGGCUGGGUGGUGUGGAGGGAGGUUCCCCUGACACCUGGGGUACAUGGGGUCUUCUUUAGUCUCCUCACCCUGUAUGAGCAAUACCUUGGUUUUCCUCCAGAUUUCUCUUUAAGAGAGGCUUGGGGGGAUCAUGAGGCCUGCCCUAACAGAUGGACCCCCAUGAAUAAUAGUGUGGAGAUCUAACCCUUUUGGUGGUGGAUGUGGCCUAGAAGAUUCUGUACAGGAUCUGGGGUGGGAGCCUACUGGAGGGGUGCUGAUAGUGAGAGGCUCUGAUGGAUACUGACCCCCCAGUUCCCUCUAGUAAGGCGCUUCCCUCCCUCCCACACAGGGUGUCUGGCAGCCCCCGAUUCAUCACCACUCCCCAGACCCCCGUUCCCCCCACUGCUGCUUGGAGUCUGUGAACCCUCCCAACUAGGGCUGGCCACCCUGGUCUUGGGGUCCUGGCCCCCCUAGCCUGCUCCUCUGAUCUCUGAGUUUCUAAGGGGCUCCUGAGGGGGAGCCUCCCGCCUUCCUGGAGCACUGGGGUGCUGCCUACGCCUUUCCUAGCAUUUCUCCUUGGGGAAGCAGGACUGCAGAGAUGGGAGAGCCUAUGUCCGGGACCUCUUGGCCCCUGGGAUGCCUACCCCAGCCCCACCCAUCCUGGCUGCCCCUUCUUGGCAUGGCCGGCCCAUUGCUGCCCCUGGGAACUCCUGAGCUUGCCUCCCCACCGCUCCUCUUUCCCUGAGGCAGCAGGUGGUGUCAUCUUGCUUGAGGUGUUGUUCCCUCAAAUCCUCCCCUCCUGUGGGUUCACGCCCACACCUCCCUUGCCCUUCCCUAUCCAUCAUACCUUCUCCCCUGGCCCAGGGUUGUUCACCUUCACCCUGGGGUCAAGGGCUUGCUUUCACCUCAGGGAUCCUCUUGCUUCAGAAGAGGGGGCCCCUUGGGUUUUUUGGUUGCUUCCUGUUCAGCUCUGUCAUCCCCUCCCCACCUCCCCCGGGGUUGGGGAGGAGCAGGGAGAGGGGGCUCAGUCUUCCUUUGCUUUCCUGAGAACUGGUUUGCACACCCCUGUAUGGGGGGCUGGACUGUGCCUUAGCUUGUCAUGUCCAGGCUCAUCCCCUCCAUCCCCUCUCCAGCCUGUGCAUGACAGCCAGCCCUGGGGUGACACUAUGAGGGGUUUCCCAACCUGCCUCCACCCAAGGUCAUGCUGGGGACCAGGGAGCUGGGGUGGUGCCACCCAUGGCCCCCUGGACAGUGAUGGAAUCUUGGAGCUGUUGGGAGACAGUGGUGGUGUCCCCACGGGGUGGGAGGGAUUAAGUGAGUGCUGCAGUAUUAGAGGAGGACUCUGCCAUCUGCUUCUGCUCACUUCCUCUCUGAUACUCUGUCCUUUGGGCCUGGGAGGGAUGGGAGGGCAGUAGCCUCCCUUUCCAGAGAUUUUUUUUUUUUUCUUUC